Molecule: messenger RNA, 1611 nt
Organism: Vanrija pseudolonga
Lineage: Eukaryota; Fungi; Basidiomycota; Tremellomycetes; Trichosporonales; Trichosporonaceae
Exons: 6
Coding region: 1-1551 (516 amino acids)
Source: RefSeq, a predicted model, not a curated record
AUGCGCCGCUGGCCCGUCCUCGUCCUGGCGCCGGUGCUCCUCGUGGCGCUGUACCACCUGGCGGCGCGCGACCCCAGCGGGCACUCAACAAUAACAAAGUACAUGCCCCUCCCCAAGCCGCUACAGCACCCCGAGUCGGUGUGGAGCAGCGCCUUUGGGCCGCUGCCGUUCGACCCCGCAAGCCACCAUGUGCUCAUUGCCAACCGGCCAGAGUGGCACGAGGAGGUCUGGCUCUGGGCCGCGGGCAUGUUUGCGCAGCUCGGCGUCAACCAUACCGUGUUUACCGAGUGCGACGGGCGGAACGCGACGAAUAGCUGUAUUCGGUUCGGGUUGAAGGAGCUGAGCGAGGAGGUGGGGCUGUGGAAGGGGGACCUGCACCCCAAAUCUGGCCUCUUCGCAGCAGUCAACACGCCCCUCCCGAACGGGCGGUACGCCGACACGAUCUUCCUCGCGACCGAGAAGGACGACCUGGCGUGGGCGACCGACCAGCUGCUCGACCUGUGGCAUGCGCGUCCGGCGGGGCACAAGUUCCGCGUCGUGGCCGUGUACCAUGAGCCCACGGGGGACGUGGAGGAGUAUGCCGAGAGGUGGGGGUUGAGUGGGGCGCUGAGCUUCUUGACGCUAUCGCCACACGUCCAAACACACCUCGAAAACAGACUACGCACCAAAGCGGCCUCGGAGGAGGCCGCCUGGCGCGGGAUAGAGCACAUCCCAGUGCGCACCAUCGUGCCCUGGUUCCCCGCGGACGAGGCGCACCUGUACCCAGGCGGCACGGCCCAGCGCGAGGCGCACGCCGUGCCGACGCGCGCGUGCAUCAACGGGAUGAUCAGCCCCAAUCGGAGGGCGUAUGGGCGCGAGUUUCAGAGGCUGCAGUGGUGGCUGGAGCGCGACGCCUCGCUCUUCGGCUACACCAAGCACACCAACGGCAGCUACGUCCCCGACCCCGCGUCCCCGAACGCGCCAUUCAAGCUCCUCAUCCUCGGACAGCAGGACACGCGGUACGACCUCCCCGACCCCGGCGCUUUGCGCGCCGCCGUCGAGUUCGUGCACGACUAUGAUCAGCGCGCGCUGUACGGUAUCAUGGCGGGCGUGGAUGUGCUCAUGCUCGCUUGGGACCGGGCUUAUCGGUACCUCGACUCCCAAGCCUCGUCCUCCGCCUUCACGACCCUCGAAACCGAGGUCCCCCUCCUCAUCACCGACAUCAUAGCCCACUCGUACACCUUCCUCGACUCGUCCGUGUCCAUCGUGCGGCCCAACGCCCUGCCAGAGAUGGACGUCAUCGGCCUGUUCCGCCUCUUCCCCAACGCGACCGACCCAGCCGUCACGGUAGAGGACCUCACGCGUGCCGUCGCGCACAUCUACCUCCCGCCAUACCGGCCCGAGAUGCAUGCCGAGAUCGCAGCCAUGCUCAAGGCUGGCUGGCGCCGCCCGCGUGCCCAGUGGAGGAAGAAGAAGGCCGAGCUGGAAAGGGCCAACCUCGACGUGCUCCGCGACCUGCUCAGCUCGCCGAUUAAUCAAUGGGACCCAGACUGGCAGGGCGGGAGGGGCUAGGUAAACGGUAUAAUAUAUGUACGACACUAGGACACGCAUGCAUAGCUACGGAUUUAUGGC